AUGUCCGUUCCACCUGAGAUUAUUCGCGUCAAGAGAAAGAGGGACGAUGAGAGCAUCCCCGUAGCAUUUCUUCAGCUUGAUGAGACCACGAAGAGGCACUGUAGUGGGAAUUGGGUUUACCAAAGGCGGGAUCCUGAGGUUCAACUCGCCAACCGUAUCAUUCGUCCCGUCAUCCAUAGUUCUAAAGCCCAUGGAGCUCCCGCGGAGGGCAAACAGCACGAUGACUUGGCAGAAGCAACGGAGGCGGCUGCUGCGCAGCGCCAGUUCUUCAUGUCCAAAGCCUCUUUUACCAAAAUCUCCGAGGCCCGUCAAGGCUCGGUGCUGGAAAAUGCGGCAUCUCUUGAUCACGCAGCACUCGCGACUCUUCAAGCCUCUGAACAAUCACAAUCGGGAGAAGGCCAUGGCAGCCGUAACCAAGAGGCUAAGAAGUUGAAGCGCCCGGGCAAGCUUGUCCGGGACCAGCCCAGGACUUCCGAGGCGGAGAAGGUGGACGAACCGCCCACUCUCCCACAAUAUCACCAUGACAUGGAACGCCUUGCCUCCGAGAUGGGGGCGUGGACAAUGAACGAGAUCCAAAGGAACCUGGACCAACGCGGGAGCCAAUCUUCUAACCAACGUCCGGUGCCUAAGCCCGCGGGUGCACGCUCAACCCCGAGCUUGAAACCCAAAGUGCCAGCUCAGCGGUACGCCGAGCGCCAUCCGCAGGCAAAGGCCGCCGUUCCCGUUGCUUCUACGCCUUCUCAGGGAAGAACCCCUAGUGGCCAGAAAGCAGAGGAUGCCUUGGAUACGGAAAUGGAUAUGGAUGGCGAUUGGAUAGAGGAGAUUUACCAGCGCGUACCUGCUUCCAAGCUCGAUGCAACGGUGCCGCUCAAGGACGUUGGGGUGAUUCGCUUUGAAGACGACAAAGAAGAGCAAUUCUUCUAUGGUGCCGGAGAUGGUGAUUCGGAUGCCGAGCAGUGGGAAGAUGAGGAGGAUGAGAACGCCGAGGACUAUUAUGGAGCCGAUUACCCCGAGGAUGAGGUAGAUGCAGACGACGAAUUUGACCGAAACGCAUACAAGUAUCGAACAGGAAAUGCCUCUGAUGAGGAAGAAUAUGAUCUCCAAGACUACAACGACGCCGAAGAUGAAUUCAACGAAUAUGAGGACGAGGAUGGCAAUGGUCACAUCGUGUCAGGAGAAGACCCUGAAAUUGCCAUCCGCAAGAUUCGUCAGUUUUUGAGCAAGCAUCGCAACGGCGGUGUGCAUUAG
Messenger RNA from Parascedosporium putredinis, 1248 nucleotides. NCBI's taxonomy places the organism in Eukaryota, Fungi, Ascomycota, Sordariomycetes, Microascales, Microascaceae. The record is from the annotation of a GenBank genome assembly.